AUUCAUUUCACAAUUGCUCAUACGACUGUUCUGCUCCUCUUUAGGUAAGUUCUAUGUACUACCUCAUUCAUUUCACUAACAAUAUUUACGCCAAGUAAUUCCAUGGAACCGUGUUUCUAAAUUCCACAAAUGUUGACAGAAUUGUUCUACACAUCUCUAUGUAUCUGAACUUUACACCAUAGUUUCUGUUACAUCUCUUGAAAUGCAGUGUUCAGUUGUGGAGAAGUAGAUUUUAAUCUUUACAUUUACAGAAUAUAUUUCACAGUCUAGCUUAUCACCAUUUUGAUUAUGCAGGGUUCCUAUGUCUAUGACAUUAAUGGGAACAAGUAUCUGGACUCUCUUGCAGGAUUAUGGUGCACAGCUUUAGGUGGUAGCGAGCCUCGAUUAGUCAAAGCAGCAACUGAGCAAUUAAACAAAUUACCCUUCUACCAUUCCUUCUGGAACCGUACAACAAAACCUUCGUUGGAUCUUGCGCAGGAGAUCCUUAGCAUGUUCACUGCAAGGGAAAUGGGGAAAGUUUUCUUCACAAACAGUGGUUCAGAAGCAAAUGACUCUCAGAGCAAUCCACCACAACCACGACGCGAAGGACUCCAAGCUACAAUUUCUGCAUCACUAAAACAAAAACACAACAGUAAUGCAUCCAAGUUCUGAACCUGGAACACUAUGAAGAUGCAAGGGCUUGCUGCAUAUGGAUAUUUGUUUUGCCUAUUGGUUUAUUUAGGAUCUAGAUCACCGAUGACUAUGAGUCAUAUGUAAAUAUAUUUUUAUCAUACCAAAAGUGUCUCGAACAUAUAUUAUAUAUGAAACUAUGGAUCAACUUCUUGUAAUGCAA
Messenger RNA from Zea mays, 832 nucleotides. RefSeq names its product gamma-aminobutyrate transaminase 1, mitochondrial. The transcript has 5 exons. The record is from RefSeq and is a predicted model, not a curated record. The coding region runs from base 289 to 651 and encodes 120 amino acids. Gene Ontology annotation, molecular function: S-adenosyl-L-methionine:8-amino-7-oxononanoate transaminase activity; pyridoxal phosphate binding. Gene Ontology annotation, biological process: biotin biosynthetic process. Lineage: Eukaryota; Viridiplantae; Streptophyta; Magnoliopsida; Poales; Poaceae.